Messenger RNA from Vicia faba (fava bean), 936 nucleotides. The record is from the annotation of a GenBank genome assembly. NCBI's taxonomy places the organism in Eukaryota, Viridiplantae, Streptophyta, Magnoliopsida, Fabales, Fabaceae.
AUGCUUUGCGCCCUGGCUAAUCUUCCACUAUUUAUUGGAAAUACGUUUCCAGAAACUAAAAUACCAACAACUACACGAACCACUGUGGUAUGUGCAGCAAAAGGUCCAAGACCAAGAUAUCCUCGAGUUUGGAAGACCGAUAAAAAAAUCGGAACCAUUUCCAAGGCUGCUAAGCUUGUCCACUCUAUUAAGGAACUUUCAAAUGUCAAAGAGGAAGUUUAUGGAGCUCUUGAUACAUAUGUCGCUUGGGAACUAGAAUUUCCUUUAAUUACAGUGAAAAAGGCUGUCAAGACUCUAGAGUACGAGAAAGAAUGGAAGCGGAUAAUACAGGUAACGAAAUGGAUGCUAAGCAAGGGUCAAGGAAAGACAAUGGGAAGCUAUUUCACAUUAAUUAAUGCUUUAGCAGAGGAUGACCGGCUUGAUGAAGUGGAAGAGCUUUGGACAAAGCUAUUAAUGCAGUACACGGGAAGCUUACCUCGUAGAUUUUUUGAUAAAAUGAUAUCUAUCUACUCUAAAAGGGGCUUGCAUGACCAGAUGUUUGAGGUAUUUGCAGACAUGGAGGAGCUUAGUGUUCGACCUAGUAGUUCUGUUGUUUCAAUAGUUGGAGAUGUCUUCAAGGAGCUCGGUAUGAUGGAGAAAUACGACAAGUUACAUAAAAAAUAUCCACCACCCCUAUGGGAAUAUAGAUACAUCAAAGGAAAGCGCGUAAGAAUUAGAAUGCAAGGUCAAUCUAAUCACGUUGGCAAAUACAUAAGAAAACACGACAGUGUUCAACCAAAUUCAGGCUUAAGACAGGAUGAUAGUUCAGAAGAGACUUCAGAGUUAAUAGAUGAUGAACAAUUCGAACAGGACACUGAGGUAUUAUUCAUGGAAACCAAACAAAUUUCAGGUGAGUCGAAUCAGAGUAUGGAACCAAGUCUAGAUGAUAUAUCAUGA